Molecule: messenger RNA, 880 nt
Organism: Indicator indicator
Lineage: Eukaryota; Metazoa; Chordata; Aves; Piciformes; Indicatoridae
Gene: RAD51AP1
Product: RAD51 associated protein 1
Exons: 8
Coding region: 1-873 (290 amino acids)
Biological process (GO): interstrand cross-link repair; double-strand break repair via homologous recombination
Molecular function (GO): single-stranded DNA binding; double-stranded DNA binding
Source: RefSeq, a predicted model, not a curated record
AUGUCGCGGCCGGUGAGGAGGAACAAGAAAAUUGUUGAUUAUUCUCAGUUUGGAGACUUGGAAGAUGAUGAUGAAGACUUUGCAUGUAUAGCUGCACCUUCAAGCAAAAAAUCCAGAACACAGCUGAAGGAUCCAAAGAAGGAGAGAAAAGAGAAGCAAAAAAAGCCACACAAAGAGUCAACUCAGUCACAAAAGCAGACACCUAGUAAAAGGAUAUCCUUGGAUGACAAACUUUAUCAAAGAGAUUUAGAAGUGGCCUUAGCUUUAUCCAUCAAAGAAAAAUCUGUAAAUAUCCCUGAGAUGCAAAAUUCAGAAGAACAAGGUCUGAAUCAAGUUAUGGAUGAUGACAUACCUGGGGGUGACUGUAAGCAAAACCCAGCAGUGUCUAAAGUUCCAGCACACAAGAAGCUGCCGACCAUUGACAGUGAUGACAGAGAUCAUGCUGCUGACUCUGACCCAGAGGUUGUGCCCAGUGAGGAAUCAGAAGAAGAUUCAGAUUAUAGCGAAGAUAAGGAUGAAGACUUUGCUAUGGAAAAGAAAAAAGCUAAAGGAAAUAAAAAGAAAACCAGGGAAAAGAUGCCAACAGAAAGAGAGAAGAAAACUCCCAAAGCCAAGAUGAAUAGUACAGGUAAGGAACACAAAUCUGAGCCGACACAAAAGAUGUCCAGUUCUUCACAACCAAUUGGGAGGCCUCUGCAUACAUCAAGUCCAGUAACAGACAAGAAGCCUAAAUGGAUACCUCCAGCUGCCUCAGGAAGCAGCAAUAACCCUACGAAAUAUGUUUCAGUUAAGUCACCUACUCAGUGCCUUAGACUUGGCCUGUCCAGACUAGCAAGAGUCAAACCACUUCAUCCCAGUGCUACCAGCAGUUAAGUGGCAA